Messenger RNA from Olea europaea var. sylvestris, 2755 nucleotides. Its product is annotated as calmodulin-binding protein 60 A-like. The record is from RefSeq and is a predicted model, not a curated record. Gene Ontology annotation, biological process: regulation of salicylic acid biosynthetic process. The transcript has 7 exons. Gene Ontology annotation, molecular function: DNA-binding transcription factor activity; calmodulin binding; sequence-specific DNA binding. Gene Ontology annotation, cellular component: nucleus. Bases 95 to 1795 code for a protein of 566 amino acids. Lineage: Eukaryota; Viridiplantae; Streptophyta; Magnoliopsida; Lamiales; Oleaceae.
UAUUGACCAUCAGUUAAGCAAAUUAGAAUUUUUAACUACAUUUUGUUUCAUCUACGAAACUACAACUCAAAAUCAAUUGUAUCUUCCACUAAAAAUGUCGAUUAAUCUACAGAUAGAGGAUGCUAAUAAUGGUGAAUCAGAACAGGAUAACAGUUCAGAUGCAGAGCAUUUACUUGUGGCUUUAAGAAAGAUGAUGAAAAAGGAAAUGGAGGUGAUGGUGAUCCGUACUGUUCAGAAAGUUAUAGGGCCGAUUGUGGAAGAUUUGAUUCGGAAAGUGGUCAAAGAGGAAAUUCAAUCAGCACAAGAAAAGUUUUUGACUCAUCAAAAUAGGAACUCAGUGGAUGAGGCAACUCUUUCAAGACCAAGAAGUUUAGAGCUGAAAUUCUUAGACAAAUUGUCUGAUUCUAUUUUGACAGGGAAGGAAUUCAAAGGAAAAGAAGGCAACCUCAUUAGAGUUUCUCUAGUUGAUAUUGUAACUGGGGAUCCUUUUCUCUCAGGGCCUGAAGCCUCAGCGAAGGUGGAGAUAUUAAUUCUUAAGGCAGGUCCUAAUGAUAAUGCACAUAAUGAGAAUCUUAAAGACUUCAAUAAUAGCAUCAUUAGAGAAAAUGAGAAGACGAAGCCUCAUUUUCCUAAACCUGUCUAUGUAUAUCUCGAGAAAGGCAUUGGUGUAUUGUCUAAUGUCAAGUUAGGACAUGAUGCUCGCUGGAUGAAGAGCUGCAAAUGCAGGCUAGGGGCAAGAGUGGUGGAUAAAUUCGAUGGAAGUACAGUGAAAGAAGCAUGGACAGAGUCAUUUAUGGUCCUAGAUAGCCGCUGCAAAUUGUAUGAGAAGCACUACCCACCAUCUCUUUCUGAUCCUGUAUGGAGAUUAGACAACAUUGGUAAAGAUGGUGCUCGAUGUAAGCGUCUACAUGAGGCUAUGAUUUUUACUGUACAGGAAUUUCUGUUUUUACUCUCUAUUGAUCCUCAGAGGCUCCAAGAGAUACUUGGCGCAGGUGGUAAGAAAUGGAAGGCCACGGUGGAUCAUGCUCAUACUUGCCCCAUUGACGACAGAAAGAUCUACUCAUACAACCCUUCCACUGAACAUAAAACUGGUGUGGUUUUCAAUAUAGUGGGAAAAUUGAAAGGGGUACUCCGUAACAACCAAUUUGUUCCCAUUGAAAGUGUAUAUGUGGCUGAGAAGGCUGAGGCACAGAAGUUAAUAGUAUCUGCUUUUGAAAAUCAGAUCGAUAUAACCUCUUUUGGUGAUGAGACUUCUUUUCUGCAUCAGUUUCCUUGCAUAUCCAAUGACAAAAAUGCCACCAACUCCUCUGGGCUGGACGGUUCUGAUGGCCGUAAUAGUAGCAUCGUUGAAAAUAUUGAUCUAUAUGAUCCUACACAGCCAGUUACAGCCGGCCGGGAAGAGGAGAGAUCAACGACGAUAUCUCAGGGAAUCAGUCCAUCUAUCAAUCAUUCAAAUAUUUCCUGUCCUUUUGGCUCACUCAGCUCCAUAAAUGUUGAAGAUUUACAUGAAUGGACUCUAGGGCCUUUGGACAAGGCUCCUAGUUUCUCAACGUCUGACUUGGACUUUCUGUUGGAGAGUUUUCUUGACAAUGAAGCUCUAUCUUCUCCUACUCUCGGGGAUAAUGAAAACCUACCUGAGAUUCGUAAGGUUGAAUCAUAUUCUGAUCAACAAAGUAAUGCUGGAAGUAUCCGCUUUGUUGGUGCUGUUAUAACUCUACGAUGGUUGUUUCGUGUAAGAAAAAGGGUUGCGUCUUUAGGAGAUAAUCAGGUUCACAAAAGGCAGAGGCACCGUUGACAGGCAGCAGAUAACAGAGUUGUUUCAAUUGAAAGUUAUUUUAGGUUACAUAUAUUGGCACUCGCUAAACUUUCAGUAAAAUUACAUGUUGACCACUAAAGUUCAUUUCAUUUCUUGUUUGUCACUAACCUUAACUUUGUUUCAAGUUGGUGACUCCAUCAAUAUCCGCCAAUCUGACUACUGGAAAAUGUAACCUGGCAGUUUUCUUAUUUGCCAACUAGCCUGCCACAUCAGCUUUCCGAUAGUCAAACUAAAUGGCAAUGGAUCAAAUCACCAAAUGUUUAAGUUCAUGACCAACUUGAGAAAGAGUUUAAGAACAGUGGCCAGUUUGGAAAAUAAUUUCAGUUCAGUGACACACAUGUAGUUUUACUAAGUUUAGUGACUACCACUGUUUUUAACCCUUCAUUUAGAUGUUGCAACAUGUGCAUUUGAAGAAAAGAAACACGCUUUGGAUUUUCAGUAAACGCAUAUACAUAUAUUUCAGCAGCCCGUUCAUUUCUAAGUUCUCCAAGUUUUUAUGUGGCCUGAUACGGUAUAAAGGCAACUUUUAUAGUAGUUGGCAUGGAAGAUUUUACAGGAUGGAAAUGUUAUGGGGAAUACCUACAAAAUGAAUUCCGUGGAUAUUUGAUACACAGUACUGAACAUGACUACACGGUACAAUAAAUACAAAGUCAGCUUUCAUACAGUGAUUCUGAAGCUUAUGGAAAUGGUGAUCAAUCUCUCCGUUGCACGUGCUUGCAGUUUUUACUGUGAUUAAGAUGGAAUUAGUAAUAUUUCUUGUAUUCAAUUCUUCGUGUAGUAAUAGUCUGUUUAGCCGACUCCAAAUAUAUUAGGAAGAUGCGUAGUUUGUUGUUGUACAGUAACGAGUUCGCUCAUUUAUAAUUUGUGUUGUAUAUUUUUGUGGCAUACAUUUGCACACUGGGAAUGCAUUUUGAUUAUACAUCAUCCUGAACUGAAAAU